GACCGUUACUUCUUCCUCGCAGUCGCAGUGAUCAGGAAAAGAGAAACAGAGGAGACUCUUAAUUGGUUUUCUCUGUUGCAUUGAAAUUAUCGGAGUCCCCAUAAAAUCACCUUUCUUUCUUAGAUCAAAGAAAGAAGAGAAUGGAGUCUCCUCAAGCAAGAAAAACAGGGCUGAAUCUCCCAGCUGGAAUGGCGGAAAGGCCGCUUCAGCUUGAAACGUUUUCGGGUUCGUUUCGGGCGAUAUCGAGCUUGUCGUCCCCUUCGAAAAACUCGACUUGUAGUGACAGAUUCAUUCCUUGUAGAUCGUCGUCCAGGCUUCACACAUUUGGGCUGAUUGAAAAGGGCUCCCCAGUGAAAGAAGGCGGAAAUGAAGCCUAUUCAAGGUUGUUGAAAUCGGAGCUUUUUGGAUCUGAUUUUGGCUCUUUUUCCCCUGCAGGUUCUUCCCAGGGCCAUGGCUCCCCUAUGAGCCCCAGCAAGAACAUGCUCAGGUUCAAGACCGAUCAUUCUGCCCCAAAUUCCCCUUAUUCCCCUUCCCUUUUCAGCCAAGAUGCUGCCUAUUCUUCUGACAUCUCAACGCCCCCAAAGCCGCCUCGCAAAGUCCCCAAGACACCUCAUAAGGUUCUGGAUGCGCCCUCGCUUCAAGAUGAUUUCUACUUGAAUCUUGUAGAUUGGUCAUCACAGAAUGUGUUGGCUGUGGGACUUGGAACUUGCGUUUAUUUAUGGAGUGCAUCCAAUUGCAAGGUCACUAAGCUUUGUGAUUUGGGACCCAAUGAUGGUGUGUGCUCAAUUCAAUGGACCAAAGAGGGUUCCUACAUAUCCAUUGGAACAAAUCUGGGUCAGGUUCAGAUAUGGGAUGGGAGUCAGUGCAAGAAAGUUAGAACCAUGGGAGGGCAUCAAACAAGAACUGGUGUUUUGGCUUGGAAUUCUCGCAUAUUGGCAUCUGGAAGCAGAGAUCGUAAUAUUCUUCAACAUGAUCUUCGGGUUGCUAGUGAGUUUGUGAACAAACUCGUAGGCCAUAAAUCUGAGGUUUGUGGGCUUAAAUGGUCAAAUGAUGACAGAGAGCUUGCCUCCGGUGGUAAUGACAAUCAGCUUUUGGUAUGGAACCAGCAUUCGCAGCAGCAGCCUGUAUUGAGACUAACUGAGCACAAAGCUGCUGUUAAGGCCAUCGCUUGGUCACCCCACCAGAGCAGCCUUCUUGCAUCUGGCGGUGGCACUGCUGAUCGAUGCAUUCGCUUCUGGAAUACUGCAAAUGGGCACCAGUUGGAGAGUGUUGACACUGGAAGCCAGGUUUGCAAUCUUGCAUGGAGUAAGAACGUAAAUGAACUUGUGAGCACACAUGGGUAUUCCCAGAACCAGAUUAUGGUGUGGAAAUAUCCAUCAAUGGGGAAGGUAGCCACUCUAACUGGACAUACAAUGAGGGUGCUGUACCUGGCAAUGUCUCCCGACGGUCAGACAAUUGUAACAGGUGCUGGAGAUGAAACUCUUCGGUUCUGGAAUAUCUUCCCAUCAAUGAAAACACAGACACCAGUCAAAGAUACGGGCCUGUGGUCACUAGGACGGACGCAAAUUCGGUGAAGCCAAAUUUUGUAUUCAUUCAUUUGUUGUAAAUGGUAGUUCGAGCUGUGCUCUCGUGUUUUUAGUAUAAAUAAGAUAAAGGGAUGAUAAUUAAUGAAAUGAAGAUUACAUGGGUAGCAAGUAACGAAA
This is a messenger RNA of Cucurbita maxima (winter squash), 1703 nucleotides long. Its product is annotated as protein FIZZY-RELATED 3-like. Gene Ontology annotation, molecular function: anaphase-promoting complex binding; protein binding; ubiquitin ligase activator activity. The coding region runs from base 141 to 1574 and encodes 477 amino acids. Gene Ontology annotation, cellular component: anaphase-promoting complex. Gene Ontology annotation, biological process: anaphase-promoting complex-dependent catabolic process; positive regulation of ubiquitin protein ligase activity; positive regulation of anaphase-promoting complex-dependent catabolic process. The transcript has 10 exons. The record is from RefSeq and is a predicted model, not a curated record. NCBI's taxonomy places the organism in Eukaryota, Viridiplantae, Streptophyta, Magnoliopsida, Cucurbitales, Cucurbitaceae.